Antechinus flavipes (yellow-footed antechinus) is the source of this 1410-nucleotide messenger RNA. It is a transcript of the gene DNAAF19, whose product is annotated as coiled-coil domain containing 103. Lineage: Eukaryota; Metazoa; Chordata; Mammalia; Dasyuromorphia; Dasyuridae. The record is from RefSeq and is a predicted model, not a curated record. Gene Ontology annotation, biological process: epithelial cilium movement involved in extracellular fluid movement; inner dynein arm assembly; determination of left/right symmetry. Gene Ontology annotation, cellular component: outer dynein arm. The transcript has 4 exons. The coding region runs from base 255 to 992 and encodes 245 amino acids.
AGUUGCCGGAGUAGGAUAGUUCCACUCCAGUGUGACGGGAUGAUUUGAGGGGGAACCCGGAACAGGUCGGAAGUGAAAGCUUAACGGCCUAGGCGAGAUCGAGAGAGCAAACGCGGCGUUCCCCUGAUCAGGCGUCUCGAUGGCAACUCGAACGGGGAAGGGCCUUCGGCAUGAUCACGUGGCUUUCUUGAGUCAAACAGUUGCUAUGCAACGGCCUCGGCGUGGCUGGAGACAGAGCUGCCACUGUUCUGGAUAUGGAAAAGACUGACACCAUUGAUUUUAGGGCUCUGGAGAAGGAGUUACAAGCUGCAGUAGCUGCUGAUGAGAAAUAUCAGAGAGAGAAUGCUGCCAAGUUCCGGGCUGUGGAACAGAAAGUGGCUUCCUAUGAAGAGUUCAGGGACAUUGUCCUUGCAUCACAUCUGAAGCCUUUGGAGCGGAAGGACAAAAUGAAUAUCAAGAAGACAGUGCCUUGGAACUCUCUUGUGACAAGUACCACUGCCCAAAAAGGCAUCACUCAAGAGGAGAGCACUGAUAUUUCCCAGAAGGGAGAUUGUCAGCCUGAGACAUCGACAGAUUUCUACAGGGCAUGGCGUCGCUGCUUGCAGAGUGGACCAGAGCGCUACCAGGCCCUGCUGCGGCUUGGGGGCCCCAGCCUGGGCCAGCUUUUCCGGGCGGAUGUGGGGUUUGGACUUCUGGGCGAGCUGCUGGUGACGCUGGCAGAAAAUUUUAAGCCAGCAGACUGUGCUGCUGUGCUGAGGAUCCUUCUUAGCCUGUCCAGGACUGGCCGUUUUGGCCUCAACUUGAACCUGCUGAGCAGUCCUGAGAGGGAGAGCUGCCAAAAAUUAUUUCAGAAACUCCAAGGUUCGGAUGUUACCAGGCCCACAGAGGAAGAACUGAGUCAUAGUGAGCAAGAGCUGCUGAGGCCAUAUGGCGGGCAUGACGGGCACGAGAAACUCCUCCAGGAGCUCGCAGAGCUGUACCAAAUUGGCUAGAAGUGUUCUCUUUCUCAGGCUACAGGGCAAACCCACCUCACCAGUGGGGGUUUGUUUUUUCCAGACAGCCCUUAAUAAUACUGGCCAUCUUGCUGUCUGAUCCCAAAGUUUUCCUCUUUACCUUGUCACUUCACAACUGUGACAAAAGAUUGGUUUCAUCCAUCCUACUUUUAAGUAGCUCUGUAUAAACCUAUAUGACUCCAAACAGCCAAAGGCUCCUAUGGGAACAUUAGAAAACCACAAAAAAUUUGGCUUCUCAUCCUUGAAACCUACUAAGAAUGGUACCCUGGCUGAAGAUUAAAAUCCUCCAUCCUAAUCCUAACCACUGAUUCAUGCAAGCAGAGUUUUAAAAUCUGUGAUUAUGUUCAUUUAUGUCUACAAGGAUUCACUCCAUGCCAAUAAAGAUAUUUUAUUGAUA